Molecule: messenger RNA, 1940 nt
Organism: Hippoglossus stenolepis (Pacific halibut)
Lineage: Eukaryota; Metazoa; Chordata; Actinopteri; Pleuronectiformes; Pleuronectidae
Gene: ufsp2
Product: ufm1-specific peptidase 2
Exons: 12
Coding region: 125-1531 (468 amino acids)
Source: RefSeq, a predicted model, not a curated record
ACGCAACACCAGUGGGUGGAGUCAGUGUGGUCCAAUAGGAUGCAGCGGUGACGGACACGUCAGAGGUUUCCUCCAUCAGACAUGUCCGCCUCCGGAUCCUAAACUGACAGAACUCAGCUCCACGAUGGUUGUUCCCUCCCUCACUGGAACCAUCCUCCGGCUCAGAGGGCAGCUGGAGCUCAGAUGUCACCUGGACACCACAGACGUGUUUCGGAUGCACAAGGCCAUCUCAGAAACAUUCGAGACCCUUCGCUCUCAGGUGAAAUCUGAAUCCUGCGUCCUCGCGGUCUGCGACAGCCCCGUUGUUAUCUGGCCAAACAAAGCCAUACAUGUAACACCUGAAGUCAUAACCCCAGACACGCUGUUUGAAGACGUACAUCAGUGGAUACAGUCAGAUGAGCAGGAGAGCUUUGGCAAGAAAUCUGGAAAAAAGAAAGGCAGGAGAAGUUCAGCAGCGAGUGUCAUAAACCUUCAACUGAUGAUGGAGGUGACAAACCCAGGUCCCCUCUCAGCUCCCAUCCUCACCAGAACAGCCCAGAAGUCCCACUUCCUGUCGGCGACUCUUCCCAUGGACUGUGCUGUCUGUAUAAGCUGCGACGACACGAUCAGAGAUGCCUGCGAGCGCCUUGUGGAAGCGCUCACUCACCAGCUAUGUGAGAUGGAGAAAGUGACCCUGCGGCACAUGAAAGGGACGACGCUGUUGGUCCCUGAGCCGCUGCACUUUCUUCUACCGAAGCCUAUUGGACUAGUGACCGUGGUUUACCCAGCAGGAGUGGCUGACGGCCAACUAGAGACACAGCGUAAGGAGCUGCAUCAACAGUUUGAGCUCCCCGAUGACAGGCCUUAUUUUAGAAGAGCCAAUGCGUACCACUUUCCCAGCGAGGCCUACAGAGACGGUUACCUGCGCAACCCUCACCUGGUCCUCACACACCCUACCGUGGAUGAUGGGAAGGUGUACUUGGUCGAGGGGAUCUACAGCUAUCACCACUACAUGCAGGGCCGUAUAGAUGACAAUGGCUGGGGCUGCGCUUAUCGCUCCCUGCAGACCAUCUGCUCCUGGUUCCAGCAGCAAGGCUUUGAAGAGCGGCCUGUGCCCACUCACAAAGAGAUCCAACAGGCUUUAGUGGACGUUGGAGACAAGCAGUCGUCCUUUGUGGGAUCACGUCAGUGGAUCGGAUCCAUAGAGGUUCAGUUGGUUCUGAACCAGCUGCUCGGAGUCACUUCCAAGAUCAUGUUUGUGAGUCAGGGGUCUGAGUUGGGAUCUAAAGGCAGAGAACUGGCCAACCACUUCCUUACAGAAGGAACUCCUAUCAUGAUCGGUGGGGGAGUGUUAGCUCACACUAUUCUGGGUGUGACAUGGAGCGAGACCACCGGGCAGAUCCGCUAUCUCAUCUUAGAUCCACAUUACACAGGAGCAGAAGACCUGCAGGUUAUCACAGACAAGGGCUGGUGUGGAUGGAAAGGACCAGACUUUUGGGAUAAAACAGCGUAUUAUAAUCUGUGUCUGCCUCAAAGGCCAAAGAUCAUCUGAGCUCACAGCCUGUCUCAUGGACAAUGUUUAAUAAUGGUAAAGAAUAUGGAAAACUUAUGGAGUCACACUAUAUCCUGUUUGCUGUAUAGGAAUGUGUCCAACUUUGCAAAUUCAAGUUAUUUCUGAUAAUCAUCAUAAUGUGCACUUCCAGUACUCGCUAUUAUUUAAUAUAAGGAAGGCUGGUGAAAUACAGUAUGUUCCCUAAACAGGCUUAUUUUAUUUUGAAGAUAGAUACGAUGCCUCAAGUUCACAAAACCUCAAAAUAUUGUUGCUUUGUGUUACUGUGAACAAACCCACAAUGACUGAUGUAAAACAUGGUCUUGACUCUUUUGUGUCUGGUUGAAGACGAGCUGAAAGACGUAUGUUCCACUAUUCUAUUUGGCUGAUUAUAUAAAAUGAUUAAACUGUA